AUGACUGUAAAAAUGAAGGCCUUAGUUGCAGCUGCCAUCAGUCUUGCACUAACAACUAUAGUUAUCGGCAAUGCAUACUAUCAGAAGAAACAGUUUUACCCUUCCGUUGUUUAUCUCACUAACUCAAAUCCUAGUAUGGCUGUCAUGUAUUUACAAGGGUUAAUUCUUGUUCUUCUUGUUGGGAAAAUUAUUCGGAAAAUUUUCUUUGGACAGCUGCGUCCUGCUGAACUUGAGCAUUUAAUGGAAAGGUCCUGGUAUGCAAUCACAGAAACUUGUUUAGCUUUCACUGUGUUCAGGGACGAUUUUAACCCUAAGUUUAUAGCACUGUUUACUGUUUUAUUAUUCUUGAAAGCAUUCCACUGGUUGGCUGAAGAUCGAGUUGAUUACAUGGAAAGGAGUCCUGUCAUAGGUUGGUUGUUUCAUGUGCGGAUUUUGACAUUGCUCAUGCUGUUGGCCCAAGCAGAUUUCUUUUUCAUCCAUCACGCUUACCAGUUCACCCUUCUUAAAGGACCAUCAGUUCAACUUGUAUUUGGAUUUGAAUACAGCAUAUUACUGGUGAUGAUAGUUAACAUUUUGAUAAAGUAUAUUUUGCACGCAAUCGAUUCGCGUUGGGAAGCUCCAUGGGAAAGUAAGGCCGCAGUGCUGCUUUACACUGAAUUAGCUAUUAACUUCUUCAAGGUCCUACUGUACAUCGGCUUCGUAGUGAUCAUGGUUAGGAUAUUUACUCUGCCGCUCUUUGCCUUCCGACCCAUGUACGAGACGAUGAGGAGUUUCAAGCGAGCGUACAGCGACGUGGUGUUAUCGCGUCGUGCCAUACGAAACAUGAACACCCUGUACCCUGACGCCACGGCCGAGGAGCUCGCGGCCGCGGACAACGAGUGCAUCAUCUGCCGCGAGGAGAUGCACGGAGGUGCCAAGAAGCUGCCGUGCAACCACAUCUUCCACGCGGCCUGCCUCCGCCUGUGGUUCCAGCGGCAGCAGACGUGCCCCACCUGCCGCCUCAACGUGCUGCGAGCCCCCGCGCCGGACGCCGCGCCUCACGCCCCGCACGCCGCCCCCGCGCCCCACGCCCCGAACGCUCCCCGCGCGCCCCCGCCGCCCUUCCCCAACGUUCCGCCGCCGCCCAUGAUGGCCUGGGGCAUGCCCCCCGCCCCUCCGCCCCGGCCCGCCUCGCUCGCCACGCUCUCCGCCGAGGAGCUGCGGAGGAUGGAAGGCACCGAGAGGAGGAACGUCGAGGCCCGGCUGCACUUGCUGCACGAGAUCCAGGCGAUGCUGGACGCGUCGGUGCUGCUGAUGCAGCAGUACUCGUCGGUGGUGGCCAACCUGCCGCUCGACCGCAACGACGUCGCCACGCAGACGGACGCCAAUCGCCCCGAGCCGUCCCCGGCGCCGAGUCCGGCCGGAGCGAGGCCGGAGCCCGACGCCGUCCCCGGCACCUCUUCCGAGGCGACUCCGGGACCCUCCGGCUCCUCCGACGGCUUCGAAGACUUUGCUUUUGACGAUGCGGACAAAUUGACGAGCGACACUUUCAGCGAGAAGACGGACGCCGACGCCGAGGAGCUGAGAAGACGUCGGCUGCAGAAGUUCAGUUUAGAGAAUUGA
Molecule: messenger RNA, 1602 nt
Organism: Pieris macdunnoughi
Lineage: Eukaryota; Metazoa; Arthropoda; Insecta; Lepidoptera; Pieridae
Source: the annotation of a GenBank genome assembly